Molecule: messenger RNA, 1280 nt
Organism: Neocloeon triangulifer
Lineage: Eukaryota; Metazoa; Arthropoda; Insecta; Ephemeroptera; Baetidae
Product: leukocyte surface antigen CD53-like
Exons: 7
Coding region: 153-1064 (303 amino acids)
Cellular component (GO): membrane
Source: RefSeq, a predicted model, not a curated record
UAUAUACCGAGCAGGUCUAUUUUUUAUAGAAUGCGAUAACGAUGAUCAUUAAGGCGUGAGCUCUAGUCACUGAAACACACUCAUCGGGAAAAUGGCACUUCCGGGCUAAAACUCAACAUAUUGGCCAAUUUUACCAAGAACGGAAUAGAGACAUGGCUGGGGCAACUUGCGUGCGGUGGAGCUUUGUCAUUUAUGACCUAUUUCUCGGGCUCGUCAGUGCGGGAGCGACGGUUUUUGCCGCGUGGGUGCUGAUCGAAGUUUUAACUUUUGGCUAUUUUUUGGACGUCGGCGUUGUGGCCGCGCCGUCGAUUGCGCUGCUCUUGGGCGCCCUUCUGCUGCUGCCAUGCAUCGUCCUCCUAGGCUUCAGGGCGUUCACCACCAAGAGGUCCACGCUGGCCAUCAUAUACUGGUUCAUGGUGGCCGUCAGUGCUCUUUUGGCCCUGGGCUUGGCGUGCUGGACUUUGAUUUUGCGCCAUCAAGUCAUGGCUGGCUACCUGUCUAGUAAAAUCGCCAACUUUGUUCUCAUUGAAAAUCCUAAAAGCUUGACUGAUCCUGAAACUAAACAUUACUGGGAUGCUUUACAAACUUCUAUGAAGUGCUGCGGUCUGAACGGCGCUGCAGACUACAAGUCAUCAGGAUCAUUACCAAUGAGCUGUUGUGACGUUGUGGAACACAUUUGUUCCAAAACCUACUCUCAGGGAUGCGCAUCGGCCCUCACAGAAUUUUCUGCAGUCAAACUUGCACAAAUUGCAAUCGUUGCUUCUGUGGCUGCGCUUUGUCUGUUCAUUGGAGUUUACGCUGGCUGCAGUUUCAGCAGUUCCUUGAGAAACGAAAAGAAGAAAAACAGGGAAAACAACACGGACGUUGAACUUGAGGUUGUACCUUUGAAGCCUUCAACGCUAAUUAAAUCUCGCCCAAACUCGACGAUUUCAUCCCUUCCGAGAAAAAAAGCUCCACCGCCGGUGCCACCAAAACCAUCGCCUCGAUAUUUGCGCUCCUUCAGCCGGAACAGUGAAGAGACAGAGGUGAUGAAGGUCGACCCAGCAAGAAACAAUUCAAAAUAAUAUUUCGGAAAAAAAUCAACCAUGGCUCUCUCCUCGCAAAUGAAAAGCAUUUUGUUUAUACAUUUCCAUCCUUUUAUUUCUCAUAGACUAUCAUUUUUCAUUUUAUAAUGUUAAUCACCUGCAUCAUCAUUCUUCCAUUUUUGUAGUUAUUUUUUACAUUCAAGGUUUUGUCUACAUCAAAUCUGCUUUACAUUGAACAAUAAAUAAUAACUUGGA